Molecule: messenger RNA, 1489 nt
Organism: Loa loa (African eye worm)
Lineage: Eukaryota; Metazoa; Nematoda; Chromadorea; Rhabditida; Onchocercidae
Exons: 8
Coding region: 1-996 (331 amino acids)
Biological process (GO): regulation of DNA-templated transcription
Molecular function (GO): DNA-binding transcription factor activity, RNA polymerase II-specific; RNA polymerase II cis-regulatory region sequence-specific DNA binding
Source: RefSeq, a predicted model, not a curated record
AUGGAUGAAUCACUGACACAAUCUCCCGAAAAACAGACACCUGCAAGCGCUUCCGUAACUUCUGCAAUCUCAACAGUAGAUGACGAUGAUGUGGGAAUAAUAUCAAACUACCAGCCUGAAAUAAAUAUAAAUGCUGAACCUGAAGGGAUUAUUCUACCAUCAGCAUUAUCGACAACAAUUGGUACGACACCGCUGAAUUUGCAAACGGAUACUCCUUCGGAGCUUUUCGUACAUCCAACAUUUUAUGACAGAUCGGCAACUUCGGCUGCCAAAAUACCACAUUCACUAGCCCGCCCUUUUAUUUCAUCAGCAUUAAAGCAAAUAAAACAUGUUGAUACUGGAAAUGAAGAAAAAGAGUCUGGACAACAGUUCACCGAAAAAUCUGCUCACAAUCAACACGUAGUACCAGACGAGAAUCUUGCGGGAAAUGUGCGAAGAGAUGAAAGUGGUUUCGUUUUCUACAAAUGUCGUUUCUGUGGACUUACUUAUAACUAUUUAACAACAUUGCGGGCUCAUGAAAGAGUACAUAAUAUUGAUGAGCCUUAUAAGUGUAAUCGUUGUUCGGAAUCGUUUCAUUACAUAUGUGAAUUGGAGUACCACGUCAAACAGCACAGUGAUUUGAAAGGUUACAAGUGUGAAUGUGGCAGAACAUUCCAUUUUUACACUGAUUUGCUGUAUCAUAAACAUCCAGGUGAUGAAGAAUCGGUCACUGCAACGGCGCCUACUGCUACAAAACCUGCCCCACUUAUUCCAGAAAAUGAUUUUCCUGUUCCAGAAUUCAUUGAGAAAGGAUUUGAACCAAAGCAUCCUUUGAAAGUUUAUUCUGAUGUGCGCCACAAUCCGUACAUUUGUCAAUAUUGUUCGAAAAGUUAUCCAAACAGUCGCAUGUUAGCGUAUCAUAUGUAUGCACAUAGAGGUGAAAGGAUAUUCAAUCCUCGUGCUUCAAGAUACCUGAUGGCACGAGCCGAGAAUUCUUACAUCAGUCCAGGAUCUUAAAGGUCAAGUGAGGCUUCGGAUAUUUCUAAUGAGAAUUCACUUCAAUUUGUAUAUGAUCUAUGCAAAUCGUGAAGGAUUUUGUUUUUAAUCAUUAUAAAUUAAGAAACUAAAGUUUCACAACAUCAUACGCGUAUACAGGCAAGACACUUAUACCAUAAGGAAUAACGAUUUGUUUGUUAACUUGAGAGAAUUCCUAACAUUGAUUGCCACAAAUGAAUAGUAACGAAUAAACAAGAUAAUACAGUGCAUUGAAGAAUUAACUGGUCCAGCAUAAAUUUCGACAAUAACUUAUACAUCGAAUUAUUACAUUUACUCUGCUUUCAUAGUACUAAAAAAUUCUAAUUUCAAAUUUAAAAUCAAGAAUUCCUGUAUGUGAAAAACGCUCCUCAUUUGAGAAAUAAUCACAUCUGUUUACUACUUACAGUUCAUUUAUAACUUCCCAGAUUAUGAUGUCGUGUCUCUUUAUAUGUUCGUCUUUAUAAGUCUAUUUCAG